Molecule: messenger RNA, 1446 nt
Organism: Leptosia nina
Lineage: Eukaryota; Metazoa; Arthropoda; Insecta; Lepidoptera; Pieridae
Source: the annotation of a GenBank genome assembly
AUGGGCAAAUUUAGGCAGUAUCAAGUCACUUUGGCAUGUUCCUUAGGAAACUUUGCAACAGGCAUCCUCUUCGUAUGGCCUUCAUAUACUCUCCAGUUAUAUACUUCGACAAAUACCACGCUGCUAUCCGAACCGUUAUCUGACUUACAGAGCUCUCUGCUCGGGAGUUUGCCCAGUUUAGGAGCUAUGGUUAGCACAAUGUUUGCUGGGGUGAUGCUCAAUACACUUGGGAGACAGAAAGCGGGGCUGUGUUGUGCUAUUCCAUUUUUGCUUUCCUGGCUUCUAAUCGAUCUCAGUUCAUCGGCGAUUCUUCUCCUCUUGGGCAGAUUCCUUGGAGGUAUAGCAUGUGGCAUCUGCUUCGUGCAAGGACCCGUUUUCAUUUCCGAAAUCGCCGAUCAAUCUAUACGAGGGAUGCUAGCUACAGCACCUACCGCGUUCUACUGUGUUGGUGUUCUGGUCUCAUUUAUAAUGGGCUGGACACUCACAUUUAAGUAUAUCAUUUGGACGAACAUAUUUUUCUGUGUGCUCUACGCUGCCUUGAUGAUAUCCGUCAAGGAAAGUCCGGUGUUUUUAUUGAUGAAGAAUAACGAAGAGGAUGCAAGACAGUCUAUUGCAUACUAUAAAGGAUUUUCAGUAGAUUCGAAACCUGUUUUAGAAGAGCUCUCAAGGUUAAAACAACAAAUGACGCCUUCAGUUGAACUGAAGUCUAUAUCAACAGAUGGUAAGCUGGAUGAAGCUGAGAAAGAAAAACUAAAUCCCGAUUAUGACGACGUUAUAAAUGACAUGGAAAAAAUGCCAGCAUAUAAAAUGCUAAUGUUCUCACCUACAUCAAGACGUGCAUUCACAAUAGUUGCAAUAACUAUUUCACUACAGGUGUUGAUGGGUAUGGUACCAGUCCAGGUGUACGCCAAAGUAAUCUUCCUGCAAGCAGCUCCAAGUCUCUCUUCCCACAUGUGCUCAGUUUUGUUUGCUCUUGUUCUUAUGUUUGGUUGCAUGUCCUGUGCGGUUUUCUCUGACAAAUUUGGAAGAAAGCCUCUCAUUAUCGGUUCUUCCAUUGGUGUGACACUGUGUCUCCUAGGAAUGGGAAUACUGAUGCAGACCAAUAUAGCUCCAGCCUGGAUCACUGCAGUUCUCAUAUUGGUCUUCUGUUUCUCAUUUAUGUUUGGAGCAGGCAGCGUGCCUUAUGUUCUCUUGGCUGAAUUGUUCGUUUCUGAGGUACAAAGCCUUGCAUCAAUGCUGCUGCUAGAACUAGUGUGGCUUCUCAACUUCUGUCUCGUAGGAGUCUUUCCAUUCAUGCUGAAGCUGUUCGGAAUCUACGGAUCAUUUUACAUCUUCGCGGUAUUUGGAACCCUAAAUAUUCUUGCUGGUAUCUUCCUUGUUCCGGAAACCAAGGGUUUGUCAAAGGAACAGAUUCAGGAAUGUCUGCAGGGAAGAAGUAAGACGUAG